Messenger RNA from Boleophthalmus pectinirostris (great blue-spotted mudskipper), 8651 nucleotides. RefSeq names its product zinc finger protein 217 (gene znf217). Gene Ontology annotation, molecular function: RNA polymerase II cis-regulatory region sequence-specific DNA binding; DNA-binding transcription factor activity, RNA polymerase II-specific. The coding region runs from base 2327 to 5155 and encodes 942 amino acids. Gene Ontology annotation, cellular component: nucleus. The record is from RefSeq and is a predicted model, not a curated record. The transcript has 6 exons. NCBI's taxonomy places the organism in Eukaryota, Metazoa, Chordata, Actinopteri, Gobiiformes, Gobiidae. Gene Ontology annotation, biological process: regulation of DNA-templated transcription.
AGACAACGGCAAAGACGAUUUAACAAGUGGAGUUUUGCUAACGUUAUGAGCUCACAAUGUCAGAGAUGCGUAAACUUGACGACUUUAGCGAAACAUCGUAACUCCAAAGUGACUAUUGAGGUGAUUUGAUCGUAAAAGUUGGACAAUUGAACCGACAGCGCGAUGAAAUGUUCUGUUUAACUCGCGUUUGGUAAUAGCCAACUUACUGGAAGAUAAUGCAUUCCUAUCUAGUCAUAACAAAAAAAAAAAAAACGGUAGCGUGCGUUUUAUUGAUUUAACUCCCAAAUGAUACACUUAAAACUCGCUUGUUCCGCUCAUAAUACACGUGUAAAAUCGUAAUAGCGUAGCAGCCAAUCGAAAGACAAUUAAGCCUCGUUUAUUGUGGGAUAACUUGAGGGAUCUAUGCCGUUAAUUUGCCCAUUGGAAGCUGAAGUGAAUAGUUCUUGACGCUAACUUGACGCACGUUUUACGCACGUUUGUCUAACCACACAAAGCAACGUGUUGUGGUCCAAAGAGAAGAGAAAUACUUGGGUUUAUUUCACAGUGAAUAGACCAAGACUACAACAAAUUAACGUACUUUUUUAUGUGAUCAGUUGGAUGGCUUUACAAUGGCCGUUCACUGUGAAACAACGUGGUUUAUUUAAAUGAUGCAAUGUCUACUAUUUAAAUAUACAGUUUGACACAGUAGAUUUGCAAUUGAAACAAAGAAAUCCAUAGUAUUUUUAGUCAAAUAAUGUUAAAUAGUGUUCAAAUCAAAACUAGACCAAGAGUAAAAUAGCCCUGACAAAGCCCUGAAAAUAGACCUGACACAAGUAUGGCUACAGCAGUUAAUCACAGUAAUCGUUAUGGUAUUUAGAUCAUUAUAAUUAUCUAUAUGUGUGGCUCAUACACAAAGAUACAACCCAAACGAGUUUUUAUAACAAAGACAUCAGCAUUAUUGAAUCACAAUGUAAAAAAGGAAUACACAGGAAUAAGUUUAUAUUUUUGUGCACUUUAAGAGAUGAAAUGGAAUGGCCAUGUAUAAUCUUUUGUGAUGGUUGACAGGGUUGUCAGAAGUAUAAAAAAAAAAAAAAAAAAGAUGCUAUAAAAUACUAAAAGUAAUAUUGAAACUAGAUACUCGUUUGUGCGAGUAUCAGUACUGUAAAAAUGUCACUAACAGGAGAAAAUGUGGAAAAAUUAUGUUCUGUUUAAAAAAAAAAAGGAAUGUUUUAAAAUCUUGUAUUAUAAUCAGUAUUGAGUGAAUUCCUUUGAAUUGAAAUCAAAGUUGCGCUUUUUGUAUCUUGACAGUAAUGAUGUGUUUAGUUGCAUUUUUCAGUUCAGUAUUUGUUGAUUACUUGUAGUUUUGUAAUGUGGCCAGGUGCCAGUGUAAAUUUCUAUGCAGUGCAUUGCUCAAUAUUAUAGCAAACAGGCAGGUCUUUAUCAUCACAGUGACUCAGUACCACAGGGGGCAGUGUGUUAAAUGCAAAAACAUGCAUUUCCUGUUUUUGACUUUUCCUCUUUCUGUCUUUUUAAUUGUGGAAUUGUGUCUUUCAGUUAUUGAGGCUUAUUUUAUAUUUUUGAACCAAAUCUGUAAUUCACUUUUUAUUCAUAUUGUCUUAUAUGGUAUAAGACUUAUAGUGUGUGGACAGCUUUAUUAUAUGAAACAUAACUCUCUAACUUUGUUUUCUUCAGCUGAUGAUGUGAAGAUUAAAAGAAACAAGAAAUCUUUUAUUUAAUUUUGCUUGUAAAAUGCCAGUUAUACGUUUUUAAAGGUUGAACUAAAUGCAACAUUUCUGGUGUAGGGUUUGGUACCUCCUUGUAUCGAUAAGUUAUUGCUCUGCCUGGAAUGAUCCACUGUAUGACAUUAAACACUUGUAUGUUACAUUUAUUCAAUCACAUGUGUUUUAUUGCUCAAACGUACUUUGGUUUUUGGCUUAAUGCCAUGCUGUGGAACAGUUCAAGCAUAGCAAUAACAUCUUCAUUUAGACAUGCAGGUGCCUCACCCGCUUACAGAGAACGUUAUAUAGUAUAUAUUUAUUUUGGCAUCUAAGGUUCUUGCACUUUCUUUAGUUUGUCCUUAUGAUGAUAUUAUGACCUGUAGGACUGUAGUCGUUUAGCCAGUUGGUCGAUGGUGUCUUAGUUGACUAAAAUUUGUAUUCAUUGUUUUAUUUAGAUUAUAAGGAUUUGGGACAACAGCAGAAAUCAGUAGUUAAUGAGUGAGUCUUUAUAUAAAAAUGUUGUUUCCUAAUUGUUUUUUUUUUCAGCAUAAAUGGUUGUUUUUGCAUGAACUUCCCCUGCAGGUGUCAUCUUGUGAACGCUGUUUGGGUGUCCUCACUGACCCUGUGCGAUGCCGACUCAGUCCUUACUCUCGGUUGUGGAGAGCCCAGACGGCCUCACGCAGGACAUUCUGAUUAGCAACAGCGCCAACACCCCCGGCUCUAGCAUGACGCCGCACAGCUCCUGCUUAGAGAAGUCUAUGCUGACGACGGUCAACCAGCUAAUCUCCUGCAUGUUCUGUGAACAAACCUUCACCCAUCAAGACGAGCUAGGCCCUCACGUUUUAGCGCAACACCCAACUACUUUUCCUGAACCAACUGUGCUCAGAGUGGAAGCCGAAUUUCGCAUUCCCGGUGAAAGGAAUCGACCCAAACCAAUCCUACCUGUUGUUGAAAAAGAUGUUUACAGUUGUAUCGUUUGUGGUCUGGUAUCCCAAGAUGCACUGGAGCUAGAAAACCAUAUGCGAAAGCACAAAGACUAUUUCUACUACUGCUGUAACAUUUGCGGACGCCGCUUCAGAGAGCCGUGGUUUUUGAAAACACACAUGAAAAUGCACACGAAAUCUGGCAGCAAAACUAAAGCCUUACAAGAACUACAAGACACUCCUGUGACUGUCAACGGGGUCGUGCAAGAUGUCUCUGAACCGGUAGCUACUGUUUACAAAAUGUGUAUGGUCUGCGGGUUUUUCUUCCCUGAUCACGACAGCUUGGCCGAGCACAGCAAAGUUCACAAUCGCGAAGUGGAAUUGCAUGACAAAAAUGCAGAAAAAUGGACAAAAGAAGAGGAGAUCCAGAAGGAGACAUUUUUCCACAGUUUAAAGCUACAGCCUUCUCGAGAAAACACUACACUGCAACCGGUCAGAACCUCAAAAUGGAUCGCCCAGUUGGAUCCUUUCAGUACUUACCAAGCCUGGCAACUAGCGACCAAAGGAAAGAUAGCAGUCGGGCCGAAUAACGCUAAAGAUAUCGGACAGGAAGCGAGCACAGAUAAUGAAGAAUGCACGUCAGAUAAGGAGGAGCUGAAUCAUAUUCUGGGAGAAGGACACACGGGGGACAAGGCCAGCAAAGAUGGCCGCCCCCCUCCACCUGUGAUUAUAGCUCCACAGCCUCAGCGGAGGUCACUCAUUCAAAAGGACAAGAGCAAAGAGAGGCCCACCACAUGUGAAGAAUGCCACAAAACAUUCAGGACGUACCACCAGCUGGUGCUCCACUCCCGGAUCCACAAACGAGAGCGUCCCGGAGAGGAGAGCCCCACAGCGGGUCUGGAGGGGAGACUGCACCGGCCUGGAGCUCUGGACCAUGACGAAGAAGAGGGGCAGGACGAGGCGCCGCUCACAGAGAUACUGGGAUCAGGUGAAGAUGGUUUUGACAGAGUUAAAGGCCGAUCGAAGGAGUGCAGUUACUGUGGGAAAACCUUCAGAUCCAGCUACUACCUCACUGUUCACCUCAGGACUCACACAGGUGAAAAGCCAUUUAAAUGUGCUUACUGUGACUACGCUGCUGCUCAGAAGACUUCACUCAAAUACCACCUGGACAGAAGGCAUAAAGACAAACCCUAUAUCGAAGUCCCCAUUCGCCCAGCGUCUGCCUCCUCCUCCUCUCUGCCCUCCCCCUCCGACCUCAAACUGGAGCCGGACAGCGAAAACUCCUCCUCCCCUACCAAACUAUGGAUACACGACUCCAAAAUUUACCAAAACGAGGCGAAAUUUGACCCCGGUUUGUUAGUCAAUUCCAAGCUUAACAAACCGCUCAUUCACAGCGAUGGCGAGUUUUCCAAAUUGAUGACCAAAUGCGCCGAUGACCUCCCGAUACCUGUGAAUCUGAAGAUAGAAAAACGUGAAAUAAAAGAUGAAAAUUAUGACGAUACGCCGCUGAAUCUGUCUUUAAAGGUUUCACUGUCGAUUUCAGCCGAGCCUAGAAAAGCGUCAAUUCCAAGUGCAUGUUCACAGUGUGCAUUUAAAACAAUUUACCCAGAGGUGCUGAUUAUUCACAACAAUCUGGCGCACAAAGAUAAGACGGAUAACACGAGAAGGCCAGUGAUUUCCAGGCUGAAAAGGCAUACUGGUUGCCCGCCAGCGUUGGAUGGGAAAGACGUCGCCCCGUUGCCGAUGAUUUCCCUAAGUCAUCCGAGAAGAACCAAAUCGCCGACGCCUUUGCCUUCAAAACCGCAAGAAAAAACGGCCGCGAACAAGACCAUGUCGGCGCCUAAACAGUCUCCAAUGCGAGAAAGUGAAAGCCAGAAAUUCAGGCAAAAUUUUGAGCAACAAACGAACAACCAAGAAAGUAGGUUUACAGAGGUGAUGAGAAAAGGUACAGGUGCGGCAAAGUAUGUACUAGAGAUGCAGACGCCACCGCCAGAUAGAAUAGGGAUAGGCGACAGGAGUUACCCAGUGAGAAAUGGCAUAGUCUGGCCUACCGAAUCGUCACGGAUGUGUCUCUCAAGUCGGUUCGGUAACCUACCUCACAUGGAUUUAGGCGAACCGUCCAACAAAAGGUUAAAAUUCAACACCAUGAGUCAAAGUAGGGAAGUAGAUGUGAGUGGAGAGAAGGGGAGUUUCAGGAAUAUGUCUUCGGAAAUGUCUAAUCGGUCACUCGUAGCAGGGAGGGGGAGUCUACCCAGUGUGCCCUCUUCUGGCCAGGACGCGCUGGGGGCGGUGAAGAGCUCCUCCGUGGCACUAGGGGGCGCUCUGGACUCGGAGUGGGGCACGAUGAACCUGCUGCGCUCCUGUACGCUCAAUGAUCUGGCUUCACUGUAUCACACCUCACCCGGCAACCCUCCCAGACCAGGGGGCAGGACUGUGCUGUACCAACACUUGCCCACGUUGCCAAGCCUCCCACGGAGAGAAUCCACCGGACCAUUCCCAAACCAGCGCUAUGGCAACAUGGACAAAAGUGCCUAAAUAUGACUUUCAAAUGUUUAAAAAGGUAAAACUUGAAUAUAACGCUUAAAGGACACUGGAGUUUACAACCAUCUGCCUAAAAAAACAAAAACUUUUCCUUCAAACUUUCAAAUAUGAGUCAAGUUUGACAGAUACAAAGCUUUAGUUCACUUUUCAAUGAGCUGCUAUCUUCUUUUGUUAAUGGAGACUUGGUUUAAAUGUGUUGUAGAAAUAGCAGUGUUUUGUUUUGUCAGUGGGUCACUGAGUUUUCAUUUGGUUGCAUUUAUCUGGACUAAAAAUCCUCUUUAGAAAUGUGACUUGUAUAUUUGUGCACUAAAAUCCCAUGCAUUCAUUUGUAUCUGGGCCAAAGUAUUGUCAGAGUAUUGUGACAGUUUGGGCAGUGUCCAGGUUUGACGUGUUCAUAUUAAAGGUCAAUGAUAGAAAAUAUUAAAACUUCGUAUAAAUUUUCUGUGUAACAAAAUUCAGAUAUUCGCGGUAAAAUUACUUGAGUACAAAAUAUAUCCAAAUUUGGGUAGUGUUAACUUAAUUUAUUGAGUUACUGGACCUUAUUUGCUAUUUGGUAUUUUUUUUGAUAGUUUCAAUAUACUUUUUCCUUAUUUCAGCAAACUCUUUGAAUUUAGUUUUGGGCUGUUUUGACAUCAAAUUGACCUGAAGUGUAGGGAUGCACCAAUCCAGCCAUUUCACUUUUGAUACCGAUUCUCUACCGAUACUGUAGCUUUGAGUAUUUGCCGAUCAACUGAUACAGGUCAGAGACUGAAAACAGCAUUAUUUUCUUCAAAAAAUAAGACAAAACUGAUCCAGAUGUGUUCUGUAGGCAUUAUUCAUCCCUCAAGUAAGUGCAGGACAGCUUUGUGUGAAUACAAAUUUAAACAUAUGAGACUUUCUGGGCUAUGACCAAUAAAUGACUUGACAUACAUAUAUUUAUAUGUCCAAACUGGAUUUUAUAUUGUCUUUCAAAUGUCAUUUCAGUCAAUAGUGUUGGUAUCGAUAUCCAAUACCAGUAUCGGAUCAGUGCAUCCCUACUAAAGUAUAUUUUGACUAAUAUAAAAUGUACUUGAAAUGAGUGCAAAAAACACUACUGAUUAAAAAAAAAUGUCAUUCAAAUUAUAGUCCAGAUGUGUUAAGAUUUCAUUUUUCUUAUUAUUUCAAAAAUUUCUUCCAUUUGCAUCAUUUUUGUUUUUAAUUUUAAUUUUUUUUUUUUUACAUUAAAGGUGCACUGCGUAACUUUUCUGGUGAGCGGUGUGCCAACUGCUUGAGUUCACGGAGAUGUCCCUCAGUACGGCAUUAAACUUGUCAACAUAUAUUCAAUUACAGAUGAUACUGCUCAAAAAUAUUGGUCAAAAAUACCGUAAUAAUAAACAUUUGUUCUUACUUUGAGCUGGCUCGCCUCUCCGCAGAUCUGACUUGGCAUUGUGCUAACUGCUUGGACCGUGGAGAUAAAUGAGUUUAAUGCCAUAUUGUGGAACAUUUCAUGGAGAUCAGCAGGUGACGAACUUUCCACCUGUAAAGUUUCAUAGUGAAGUGUAUUUUUUUACGCGAAACAAAAGGAAAAUUAAACCUACAACAAAUAUUCAAACUAAUCUACUACUCAAAUUCUCAAAUAUUCUACAUUCAAGUAAUUUUAACCCUAAAUUUAUAAUAACUGAAUGCAGAAAGUAGUACAAUGUAUAUGUAUAUUGAUUUCCAUAGCACUAAGGGGCAGGGAUUCCAAUAUUCUCUAAAAGCACAUGAUGUAAAAUGAUUUGUGUUUUCUUUGGUCUACCUCAUACUGGUGCUCGAGACACUGACUCGUGGUAUUCGCUGAGAUAUUUGUCAGUUUUUUGGUGCGCGCUUGGCUUAUUUCCAAACGCAUAACCAGGGUUGAGAAUCGAAAGGGUUUUAGUGAAAUUACAAAAGCCAAAAGUAAAUAACAAUUUGAUUUACUAUGUCCUGAUCGCUUAACAUCUUUCCAGACUCAGUUAUUCUAAAAAUUCUUAAAAAUGAAAGUUCAAAUUGUUGCAAAAAUUUAAGGUGUAACUUUUUAUUUGUGUCUAUGAUUAUGUCAUUGCUCUGCCUGGAAUGUUGCACAGUGUGACAUUUAACAGCUCUACCUUAAAUUUAUUCAAUUACAUGUGGUUUUAGAAGGUAUUAAUGCCAUAUUGUGAAACAUUCCAGACAAAGCAAUAACAUUUUCAUGAAGAAAAGCAUGACCAGAAAAGUUACACAACGCACAUUUAAAGUUAAAACUGUUGCUUCGAUUCACCUUUUUCUUUCCUAAUUUUCCAAAGUCCUGUUCCGAAAUCAUUUUUUUGGAUCGAUUUAUCAAUUCCUAAAUGCAAUAUGUGAGUUGUAUCCCAAUUUUCUGACAUUGGGACAUUGAAAUUUGCUCAACAAGAUUUCAUUUUAUAGAUUUCCACGUUUACCCUUUCGAUUCACAACCUUUUAGUCUCAAAUCUACGUGGUUGUUUCAUAUGUGGCCACUAGAGGGCUUUUGUAUUACUUUUCAAGGCUGUAUUUGCUUUUACGCUCAGGGUAAUUGGACGUCGACAGUAGCAGCAGACGUGGACUUUCAACUGUGUCUGAAAUGCAAGAGAUGUUCCAAAUGAAAUGUGUAAAAACAGAAUUUGAGCGACAGUCUUAGUUGGAAAUUGUCUAUAAUAGAGCUGCACAAUUUUGGGGGAAAAAAAUCUGAAUUUUCUGACAAAUAUUGCGAAUUAAAUAGUAGAUUCUGAUACCUAAAAUAUAAUUGCAGUUUUUUAUGUUUGGACAAUUUUGCCUCGACUCAAAUUGUAAUUUCGAUUUUCGAUAUUUUGUGCAACUUUAAACUUCUAUGCAGCGUCUGGUUUUCGAGACUUUUGUAUGUUUCUCUGUGUACAAGGACGGAAGCAGCUAUUUGAGUUAAAGAUGCACUGCGGAACUUUUCUCGUCUGUGGUCUUCUUUUGAGAUGUUAUUAUAGCUUUGUCUGGAAUGUUCCACGGUAAGGCAUUAAACUGAACUGCACAGCUUGUGUUUAUUGAAUUACAGGUGUUUUUAUAGCUCAAAAAUACCUCGAAAAACAUGUAUUCUUACUGUGAUUGAGCUCGCCUCUCCGCAGAUCUAAGUUGUAAUUUAACCUUUCGGUGGCGUGUGCUUGUAUUUAUGGAUUUAGAAGUUUAAUGCCAUCGUGAGUGAGCUGCUUCUUCACAGAUCUGACCCGUAACUUGGCCUUGGCGGAUGCAGAGGUACACCACCCAACAUUUAACGUCUCCACGGACACGAGCGGGCCCCGAAAUGUCCCGCAGUGCGUCUUUAACGGCUGGUUUAACACUGUGAACUAAACCUCAGUUCUCCUCAGGUUUCCACGACGAGCUCUUUAAAAGCCUGAUGAUAAAAUAUUUUUGCCACGUGGUUUGGCUCUGGUUAAGUUAUUAAUUUUCUUUUCUGUGAUACUCUGUUACGUGUACAUCUGUAAACACGAUGAUAUUGUUUAAGAUUUGUAUUUCACAUUUCAAUAAUAAAAUAUGAGUAUGAUAUUAA